AUGGGUGACGCUGAGGGGGUGUUGUCCCAUGGCCACGGUGACACUGAGGGGGUGUUGUUGUCCCCAGCCAAGGCUCACGUGGACCGUCGCGUGGCCGCGGUGGCAGCGCGGGGGUCGCCGCCCCGGGGGGACACCUGUGUCACCGACCUGCUGGCCCGGGAGCGGCUCCCCAUGAGCAGCAUCUACGGGAACGUCACCGAGCUGCUGCUGGCGGGGGUGGACACGGUGGCCAGCACGCUGGCCUGGAGCCUGUACGAGCUGGCCCGGCACCCGGGGGCACAGGCGGCCCUGCACCGAGAGCUGGUGGCCGCCACUGCCACCAACAGUGUCACCAACAGCGUCACCAAAGGUGUCACCGGCAGUGACGGCGCCGGUGCCACCGCGGCCGCGCUGCGACGGCUGCCAAUGCUGAGGGCGGUGGUGAAGGAGACACUCAGGCUGUACCCCGUCAUCCCGGCCAACGCCCGCGUGGUCCCCGACCGCGACAUCCGCGUGGGCGAGUACCUGGUGCCGCGCCAGACCCUCAUCACGCUCUGCCACUACGCCACGUCCCGCGACAGCCGCUUCUUCCCGGCGCCCGACACCUUCCGCCCGGAGCGCUGGCUGCGCCACCGGGACCCCGGGGACGGCUUUGGGGACACCCCGGGGGACCCCGGUGACACCCCCGGUGACACCCCCGGCCCCGGGCACCCCUUUGCCUCGCUGCCCUUCGGCCUCGGCCCCCGCAGCUGCGUCGGGCGCCGCUUGGCCGAGCUGCAGCUGCACAUGGCGCUGGCACAGAUCCUGCUGCAGUUUGAGGUGCGUCCAGAGCCGGGGGGGGGCCGUGUGACCCCCAUGACCCGAACCCUGCUGGCCCCCGGCACCCCCAUCGGGCUGCGCUUCCUCGAGCGGUGACACGGGGACACCAGGGACACCGGGGACAUCAGGGACAUCAGGGACACCAGGGACACUGGGAACACCAAGGACACCAGGGAUGUUGUGGACACUGAGGACCCCAGGGACAUCAGGGACUCGGUGACAUUGAGGACACCGGGGACACUGAGGGUGUUGGGGACAGUGGGGAGGCCUUGACCCCAGUGGUGACCUCACCAGCAGCAGUGACACCACCCCCAGUGGUGGCCUCGACCUCGGCGGCGACCCCUCCCCCCGUGGCGUCCCCAGUGCCAUCGUGUCCCCCAUCCCAGGGGGUCCCUGACCCUCCUGGUGACUCCAGACCUGGUGGUGACCCUGCCCCUGCAGUGGCCUUGCCCCUGCAGUGACACUGACUGUGGCAGAGCCCCGACCCUGGGGGGGUGGCCUCGAUCCCAGGGGUGACCCCAACCCCACGGUGGCCUCAAUGACCCCGAUGGUGGCCUUGACCACAGCUGUGUCCCCGCCCCUGUGGUGGCCUUGACCCCGAUGGUGGCCCCCCCACAACCCCAUGGUGUCCCCAGCA
Messenger RNA from Neopelma chrysocephalum (saffron-crested tyrant-manakin), 1435 nucleotides. Its product is annotated as 25-hydroxyvitamin D-1 alpha hydroxylase, mitochondrial-like. Gene Ontology annotation, cellular component: mitochondrial inner membrane. Gene Ontology annotation, biological process: C21-steroid hormone biosynthetic process; glucocorticoid biosynthetic process; cellular response to peptide hormone stimulus. Lineage: Eukaryota; Metazoa; Chordata; Aves; Passeriformes; Pipridae. The record is from RefSeq and is a predicted model, not a curated record. Gene Ontology annotation, molecular function: heme binding; monooxygenase activity; oxidoreductase activity, acting on paired donors, with incorporation or reduction of molecular oxygen.